This is a messenger RNA of Sphaeroforma arctica JP610, 1394 nucleotides long. Its product is annotated as NEDD8-conjugating enzyme UBC12. Gene Ontology annotation, cellular component: nucleus. Gene Ontology annotation, molecular function: NEDD8 transferase activity. The transcript is spliced from 5 exons. Lineage: Eukaryota; Ichthyosporea; Ichthyophonida. The record is from RefSeq and is a predicted model, not a curated record. The coding region runs from base 38 to 448 and encodes 136 amino acids. Gene Ontology annotation, biological process: protein neddylation.
AGACAUCAGUGAAAUUGAGCUCCCACCCACGUGCAGGAUGACCUUUCCAAACAAGAACGACCUGCAGCAAUUCACAAUCGAAGUGCUUCCGGACGAAGGGAUGUAUACUAGAGGAAGCUUCAAGUUUCAAUUUAUAAUCCCAGACAGUUAUCCCUUCGAACCACCAAAGGUGAAAUGCUUAGCAAAAAUAUACCACCCGAAUAUUGAUCUACAAGGGAACAUCUGUUUGAACAUUCUCAGAGAGGAUUGGAAACCGGUUCUGAACGUAAACGCGGUGCUACACGGGCUACUCUUCCUCUUCUAUGAACCGAAUCCCAAUGAUCCUUUAAAUCAAGAUGCUGCAAAGGUUUUGCGAACGAAUCCACAACGUUUCACCAGCAAUGUGUCACGGACAAUGCGUGGUGGCGAAGUUGACGGGCAUUACUAUGACAACGUCAUACGCCGAUAAGGUUUUGGGGGCUUCAGUGCACUAAGCCCAAACUGGCCCGCCCUGGGAUAUAUAUAUCCCUGAUAGCAUUACUAUUAUCCUUUACUUCUCAUCCUUUUACUACUCAAUGUGGGGCUUCCGUAGGGGGUUGCACAUCUACUAGUUAUCGGUCAUAUCUCACUUUGGCCCAGUGCUCGGACGGUGGUCACAAUGAGGAAGACUGAUGCAGCCGAAGGUUAAUGCAACGUGUGCUCCACCACGUGGAAGAUGCACAACGCCUCCAUCGUCCAAUGUGGGUGGUGUCUUUCUUACUGAUAUGUAUGUGCAAAUAUUCAACAGAACCGAUACAUCCACUCUUUUUUUGCCUUUUCAAGUGGCACCAGCGUUCGGAGCGGAUGUAUGUGCCGUUCGGAUAGUUCCAUGGGCAGUUUUGCCGAGAAAGUCAAGCUCGUGAAUGGAUGACAAUAUCACCGCAACAACGUACGGACCGAGCCAAUUACAAAGUAAAGCACGGUUGCCCGCCAAUGAAGUCAACGUUUACGGACUUUGACCUACAUCGAGUCUUAAUCUCUCACCUCAGAACUAGAUAUUCUCUGGCAAUCCGACAGAUGUGGUCGGAUGGCGUCGGCGCUUUUCAUUGUCUUGUAGCAUUUCUCUGUAGACUGGGUGAGAGCAGUCGUGGUUGAUUCGUUCGUGUCCGGCGGCAGGGAUCUGAUGAGUAUGGCAUCGUCCGCGGUUUUUGCACCUUUGGUUGAGCUUUCAGCUGAACUGACUGAACCUGUGGCUUGCCUCAAAUUUGACCCUUUGGAGAGAACUCUAUCAAGUAUAAUCUGAUAGUGCGUGGCCCAGAUAACCAGCGCUAAGAGAACCAGUACAGUGAUGGAUGCGAGAUCGACAAUCACCCAAACACUUGAGAUGUCUGUGUAGCCUUCCUGUAUUCAUAAAAAAUAAACAACAAAUAUUGCGA